Messenger RNA from Dermacentor andersoni, 1405 nucleotides. Its product is annotated as chymotrypsin-like elastase family member 2A. Gene Ontology annotation, molecular function: serine-type endopeptidase activity. Gene Ontology annotation, biological process: proteolysis. The record is from RefSeq and is a predicted model, not a curated record. Lineage: Eukaryota; Metazoa; Arthropoda; Arachnida; Ixodida; Ixodidae.
CUAAUAUAUAUAUAUAUAACCGUUAAAAAAUAUGAAUUGAAGACUAUCGGAUAGAGCUCACUGACUCCUCAUUAGCAGCCACUGAGCGGCCAGUUCUGAUUGCUGGGAGGGGCGAAGCAGUUGAUAUAGAAAAAAAAAGAUGAGAGGCUGGCUGCUAGCAACCACGUGCUGCAAUACUUGAGCCAUCGCAGGGGCCCGUUUCUCAAGGUCGUCGCCGGCGUGGCGUACGGGUGGCGAGAGGAGUUUCGCUGGCGGGCAUGAGAAAUAACAUAAGUGGCCCAUUCUGCCGAGGAACAUGCACCCAUAUCUAGUCGGGCGUGAUGGAAGCCGGCUUGAACUUUAUCAUGGCCGUCGUCACCACAGUGGCCUACACCAGUAACGAUCCAAUGUGUGGAACUGCCUCUGUGACAACAAGGCACUAUGCCGGCGUCUCCACUUCCAAAGAAGUCACUCCCGUACGAUGGCCUUGGAAUGUGGCCAUCCACACCAGUUCUAGGUUCCGGCCCGAACAGUUCUGUGGAGGUGCGCUCAUCACAGACCAACACAUCCUCACGGCGGCGCACUGCGUGGAUGAAGCAACUAUCGAUGCUGUACGCGUUCAUCUCGGAUCUUGGCGGAGAAACCUGUUAGACAAGGGAGAAAUCGCCAUGCCUGUAAAAGAGCUGUGCGUUCACCAAAACUACACCGGAUAUGACAAUGACAUCGCGAUUAUAAAGCUCGCUAAGCCCGUCAACUUCACGAGUACUAUCAGACCGGCGUGCCUCCCUGAAAAGAAGGAGCACUCUCCAACUGAGACGGAAGCGUAUGCCACUGGCUGGACGGUCAGAAAGGUGAAGGAAAAGCAUCGAACGAGAAGAAUGCUGCAGGAACUGAAGAUGAUCCUAAUGAACGAGCACCACUGUUCCAAAUACUUUGACAUCAGCCUCCCCGAAAACGUACUCUGCGCAUCGCACAUCUAUGGCUCACUUUGUGAGGGGGACAGCGGUGCUCCAGUGCUGCAGAACAUCGAUGGUCACUGGUACGUUCAGGGAGUGCUUUCCGGCGGCCCGCUCAAAUGCGGUGACGUAACGCUGCCCAUGGUCUUCACGCGGGUCUCCAGCUACGUGGACAGCUUCAUAUACCCGUAUCUGCGUGCCAGAACCUUCAAUCGGAAAGUGCAAGUGUGCACGCUCACGUGAAACAGCGCGCUCCAGGUGUGCGUACACUUCGUGUCACUUGCUGUGUGGACAAACACAGAACUGGUCAUCUCCCAUGUGCCAAAUUUCAUUUGGUCAUCUACUUAAAUUAUAACUUUUGUUACAUGAUGGAAGUGCGUGUGUUUGGUUUUGCUCCGAUAAAGGUACGGCUCCACCCAUCCCUCCAAAAAAAGAAGACGAGAACUUCACAAGUGUCAUUUUCAGUGCUC